This is a messenger RNA of Micropterus dolomieu (smallmouth bass), 2080 nucleotides long. RefSeq names its product hematopoietic cell-specific Lyn substrate 1 (gene hcls1). The record is from RefSeq and is a predicted model, not a curated record. Gene Ontology annotation, molecular function: actin filament binding. Lineage: Eukaryota; Metazoa; Chordata; Actinopteri; Centrarchiformes; Centrarchidae. The coding region runs from base 122 to 1831 and encodes 569 amino acids. The transcript is spliced from 15 exons. Gene Ontology annotation, biological process: regulation of actin filament polymerization. Gene Ontology annotation, cellular component: plasma membrane; actin filament; site of polarized growth.
GUUCACGCGUCGCCCAUCAAACUGUUACUACCUGGUAACAACUUCUGUGAAGACCUUCAAGAGCACUUUGUUGCAGUGAUAUCCUCCUUAAACGCGGACAUAUUGCGCUGACUGCUGCAAGAUGUGGAAGUCAGUCGUGGGCCACAAUGUGAGCAUGAAAGUGGCUGCAGAGGGGGAUGACUGGGAGACAGACCCUGACUUUGAGAAUGACGUCUCAGAGCAGGAGCAGAGGUGGGGAGCAAAGACCAUCGAGGGCUCAGGGCGUAAGGAGCACAUCAGUGUUGCAGAGCUCAGGAACAAGGUGACUGCGGAGCACGAGCAGGUGAAGCAGAAGGAUCAGACUCCCAAAGCGUCAUACGGAUACGGAGGGAAGUUUGGGGUGGAGAAAGACCGAAUGGACAAGGUGGCUUUGGGGAACGACUACGUGGCACAAGUUGAGCAGCACUCUUCCCAGAAAGAUGCGGCGCAAGGGUUUGGGGGGAAAUUUGGUGUUCAGAAAGACCGCGUCGACAAGUCAGCCAUGGGCUUUGAAUACAAAGGAGAGGUGCAGCAACAUGCAUCUCAGAGAGGUAAGUCAUCUGUCUACCUUCAAAGAAGCCAUCUCUCUUACAGUACCUUUUUUUUGUUUCAGAAGGUGAUACCUCACAGAAAGGUCUCAUCCACAAUUGUGCAUACAAUCCAUAUGUUUUUAGAUUACUCAAAGGGAUUUGGAGGAAAGUACGGGGUGGAAAAGGAAAAAGUGGACAAGGCUGCUUUGGGGUACGACUAUAAAGGCCAGACAGAGAAGCACCAGUCACAAAAAGACUACGCUAAGGGAUUUGGAGGAAAGUACGGGGUGGAGAAAGAGAAGGUGGACAAAGCUGCAUUGGGGUAUGACUAUAAAGGAGAAACAGAGAAGCACCAGUCACAGAAAGAUUACUCAAAGGGAUUCGGAGGGAAGUUUGGUGUCGAGAAGGAGAAAGUGGACAAAGCUGCCUUGGGCUAUGAUUACAAGGGUGAGACGGAGAAACAUCAGUCACAAAAAGAUUAUUCAGCAGGUUUUGGAGGUCGUUAUGGAGUACAGGCAGACCGCAUGGAUAAGAGUGCAGCUGGCUUCUCAGACGUGGACUCCCCUACCUCUGCUUAUCAAAAGACACAACCAGUAGAGGCCUCAACUGCAGGCGCAGGAAAACUGAAAGCACGUUUUGAGAACAUGGCCAAGGCUUCAGACGAAGACAGCAGGAAGAAAGCAGAAGAAGAGAGAGCGAGGAGACAAGCCAGAGAGAGCAGAGAGCGAGAGGCAGCCAAACGCAGACAGGAGGAGCAGAGCAGGAGAGAGGAGGAAAGUCCUCCACCACCUGUUCCAGAUGUGGAUCCGGAGUACGACGUGCCUCCACUGGAAAUCCACCAGCACAUGCCAGAGAUAGAAGAAAUACCUGAGGCAGAACCAGAACCAGAACCAGAACCAGAACCAGAGCCAGAGCCACAGGAGGAAUACGAAAAGCCCCCGGCCUUGCCUCCACGCUUAGACGAUUUCCUCGACCCAGAUGCUCCCCCGCUACCUGAACGGUCAGCGUUUGAGGAGGAGGUUGAGGAUGAAGGACAGUACGAAGAUCUUGCUGAACCGCCUCCUCCACCGCUGACAGCUGUGGACAAUGACUAUGAAGACCUUACAUGCGGCCAGCAGGCAGUAGCAAUUUAUGACUAUGAAGGAGAGGCUGAUGAUGAGAUCUCCUUCAACCCGGAUGACAUCAUCACCAACAUAGAGAUGAUUGACGAGGGCUGGUGGAAGGGACAGUGUAACGGACGCAUCGGCCUAUUCCCGGCCAGUUACGUUCAGCUGAUGCAGUGAGCGACACGCUCAGGAAGUUUUUGCACGAGCUUCACUUUUGCACAAUCUCAGGUUGUUCAACAGAAGAAAUUUUGUAUUUAUGGAAUAAAUUUGUGCCAAAAUGGCUUCUGAUCAGCUGAUUUCUAUACUUUUGCUGUGUACUAUUAUUGGUAAUGAGUAUCUGUAAGACGACCAAACCCAUAUUACUGAUGAGUUGAAUCUUGUAUUGGCAAUUAACUGAUUGAAGUCAAUAAAAUAUUCUACAGGCAA